This is a messenger RNA of Neodiprion fabricii, 4929 nucleotides long. It is a transcript of the gene CngA, whose product is annotated as cyclic nucleotide-gated cation channel subunit A. The record is from RefSeq and is a predicted model, not a curated record. Gene Ontology annotation, cellular component: plasma membrane; intracellular cyclic nucleotide activated cation channel complex. Gene Ontology annotation, molecular function: protein-containing complex binding; cGMP binding; intracellularly cAMP-activated cation channel activity. Gene Ontology annotation, biological process: monoatomic cation transmembrane transport. NCBI's taxonomy places the organism in Eukaryota, Metazoa, Arthropoda, Insecta, Hymenoptera, Diprionidae. The transcript has 15 exons. Bases 865 to 3072 code for a protein of 735 amino acids.
ACGUGACAAAAUUAUUACUAAAGAGUUCUCAGGCCGAUUUACACACAUAUAGGCCUUGUUGUUUUCGCUUUUUGUCUGUAGAGUUAAGCAUUGAUUUGCCCAUUUUAACUAUCUGAAAGGAUAUUCAUGAACUACAUACCGUGUUGGGUACUAAUUUAGAAUUAUACACACCGGGUUUGGAUAUUAUUUGAGGGGUUGAGAAUUCAAGCCGUGUUAGUCACUUUGACCUAAUUUUUCAGCUUCGGAAAAAAGGAGUUUACAUUUGAGAUAAUUAACAACUCUGGUGUCAGGAAAACUAUUUUAUUUUCCUUUGUUUUAAUCACUUCUACCACUUCCAUUCGUAACCCCUAAAUUUUUACGAUACCUUAUCGACUGUAGGCCUGAAAGCGCGCUGCUGCACCGGUUGUGCAAACGUUGAAAAACGUUGCGGAACACAUCAUUGUGAUUACUUACCGUAUUAUAGUUGCGAGCAGAAAACUUGAUAAAACAUCAUUCCUUCUAUACAAUGUAUAAUAAAUAAAGAAGACCAUUGUUUUGUUUUAAAGCAACAAUCACUUGUAAUAACCUUGGGGACAUAAAUUUGCGUAAUUUUUCAGCGUAAAAUCAAUGAGCAUAUAAUGCAUGUUGUGCGGAGUUAUAAAAGGAAUGAUACUAAAGUUACGAACAGAAAAAGGGGUAAAAGCCCCUUUAUUCGUCCCUCGAAAGCUCCGACUCCUAUUCCGGUAUCAUCCUGAUUACAAGGUAUGUGUGAUGCUGGCGACGUGGUGGCGUCGCCAAUUCCAAGUCUGGCCCUGGUCCUGGAGGUGGAUGCUGGGACAAGAAGAUCAACCACGGAACAACUCGCGUCGAAGAACCUCGUGACCCAUGUGGACCUACAUGAUGGCCGCUGCGAGCGCUGACCCCUUGGCAGCACACACGAGACGCCUCGCAGCCUCUCACAGACCCCAUCGUGAACCCCCGAGUCAAACCACCCUCAGCAAUCAUGUGCCUCCCAGCGAAUCGUGCAGCCAAACGACGCAGUUGGACAUUCCCAGGCAAGAUGGCGGGAUCGCCCGACUCUCUGGCACGGAACGAUGCCCGGAUACUGAAUCAUCGGAAGUCAUUCGCAUCUUUGACCCAUCUCGCACCGAUCAGGAGGUCGGUGCUAUGGAGGAUACCUGCGACAGCAUCCGGAAUUCAGAGAAGCUGCAUCGCCGCCUUCAUCGUCUUACCAAUCGUCUUCAGAGGAUGUGGAAAUGCCGGCCGAGAAAACGAAAAAAAGACCGGGAACCGGACGGUUUCCUAGCGAAGUUUCAGGGCAGCGGUGCCUCGGCAUCGCCCGAACACAGCGCCACGUGCUGUUGGGGACAUCGUCUCGCCAUUGACCCAACCCUCCCGUUUCACUACAGAUGGCUGCUGGUCGUUUCGCUUGCGGUACUUUACAAUCUGGUGUUCGUCGUUGGUCGCGCUGUUUUCUGGGAGUUGAACAACGCCGUCCCCGGAGUUUGGUACCUCCUAGACUACGUCUGCGAUGCCAUUUACCUUCUGGAUAUUAUCGUUCACGCUCACGAAGGGUACCUGGAGCAGGGAUUGAUGGUAAGGGAUGCGAAACGGCUCAGACAGCAUUACUUCAAGACUGCUAGAUGGCGGCUGGAUUUCCUCGCUAUUUUUCCCACGGAUCUCGCCUACUUUUGGUGGAGUCCAAGCUCCUGCCAAGUGCAGGUACCGUGUCCCGUGAUUGUAAGGACCAAUCGAUUACUGAAGUUGUCCCGAAUGUGGCAAUACUUCGAAAAGACUGAAACCCGAACCGGAUACCCGAAUGCCUUUAGGAUAUGCAAGGUGGUUCUCGCCAUCCUAGUCCUCAUCCACUGGAAUGCAUGUCUGUACUUUGCGAUCAGCUACGUGGUGGGAUUUGGCUCCGACAAUUGGGUUUACAACCUGAAUGGAGCCAGGAACGCCUCUCUCGCCCGACAAUAUAUCUACAGCUUCUACUGGAGCACACUUACCCUGACAACAAUUGGUGAAACACCGCAGCCGGAAAAUGACGCCGAGUACCUUUUCGUCGUUGCCGACUUUCUAGCUGGAGUUUUGAUAUUCGCAACGAUCGUUGGAAACAUCGGUAGCAUGAUAAGCAACAUGAACGUCGCUAGAGUUGAAUUUCAGAACCGCAUGGACGGCGUGAAGCAGUACAUGCAAUUUCGGAAGGUUUCCACGGAGCUGGAGGCCAGGGUGAUAAGGUGGUUCGCUUACACCUGGGCGAACAAACAGGCGCUGGACGAGGAACGAGUACUCGGAGCUCUUCCCGAUAAGCUCAAAGCGGAAAUUGCAAUUCACGUUCACCUGGACACCUUGAAGCAGGUUCGAAUAUUCCAAGACUGCGAGCCUGGAUUGCUGGAAGAAUUGGUGCUCAAGCUUCGCCUUCAGGUGUUCAGCCCUGGGGAUUACAUAUGCCGUAAGGGAGACGUGGGCAAGGAGAUGUACAUAGUGAAGAGGGGGCGGCUGAUAGUGGUGGCCGACGACGGUAAAACAGUGCUAGCGACUCUGGGGGCGGGAAGUGUCUUCGGUGAAGUGAGCGUCCUCGAGAUAGCCGGUAAUAGAACGGGGAACAGAAGAACGGCGAACGUGAGAUCAUUGGGCUACUCCGAUCUGUUUUGCCUCGCAAAAAGGGACCUUUGGGAAGCCCUCGCUGAUUACCCGGAUGCCAGACACUCCCUCACGGAACGAGGGUGCCAACUUCUUCGAAAAGACGGUCUUCUUGACGAGGAUGUUUUCCAGGGUGCCAAGCAAGCGAAGGACUCCAUCGCCGACAAGAUUGACCGGCUUGAAAACACCGUCGACAACCUUCAGACCCGACUCGCCCGACUUCUCGCCGAGUAUUCGAGCAGCCACGCAAAGAUGAAGCAGCGUCUCGCCCGAGUCGAACGUAGGGAAUCAUCAUAUCCAAGCGACAGCUGCAGCGAGCUGGAACUGGAACUGGACGAGGAACAGGGUGCGGCCGGAGGCGCUGGAAUAUCCGUUAAUCAACAUCGUCGUAGCUUCCAGCGGGCAAGGAGAAAUAAUUGCGCCAGAAGAUACAAGCAAAACACGGUUUAGUCCUAACUUUGCUCGUUAGAUCUCCACUCGGAAAAGGUUUCCUCGGAAUAACUUGCGCGCAGAGUUUUGCCGCACGGGGACGAUCGCUGAGCUAAUUGUGAGCUUGUGAUAUUAUACCGAUCGCAAAGUGCGUUGCUGCUGCUUUCCUCCUUUCGUUUUACCACGUUUGUUAUUUUAUUUUUUUUUUUUGGUCUUUUUCUUUCAUUUUAAGGAAAUAUUUUCUUAUACUCGCAUGCUCGAAGCAUGGCGGACGAAGAAUAUAAACAAUUAAAUAUCUUGUAGAUAAUUUGAAAAAGGAUUUUGUUCUCGUCGACUUGAGGUAUCUUGAACAGUGUGCACCUAACAGGUAAUUUUUAAUAGUGAAAAUAACCGGCAUAAACUAACGCUAAGAUAACUUAGAGUAUAUGAUACACGUAUGGCCUAAAAUGAAAAAUACGAGAACAACACAGACUUAAUUAAAAUAAUAACAAAAAAUAAUUGUUAUAACUGCACGAUUAAUCGUAAGGUGCGCAAUACAAUGAUGGAUCAUUUUUGUGAACUUACAUAUGAUGUGCGCGCGGGGCGUUGAAAUAUUAUAUUUUUGAUUAACUAGCGUUAAAAUAUGAUCGAACAGGUGCUAAAAUAUUUUCAAGCGAUCGACAGCUUCGACGUACUGGUGCGUUAUUAAACACGUGUUGAUAGGUGUUGUACUUGCCUGCAUCUGUUUUAACGUACACCAGAAUUUUCUUUUCAACAAGCUGUCGCUCGAACAAAACGCCAGUAAGUGAUAACCGUAUUUUAAUUACGAAUUCGGAUAAUUUUCUUUUUCGUUUUUUCCUUAUUUUUGCCUCUUGCGAUCUAACGAUUCAUACCUACAGGCUAAAGAUUAGGUAAAAUCGGAAACAUGUGGCGUGAAGAAAAUUGCGGUACGCCGAAGGAAAACGGAAGAAACCUUGCACAUACUUCAUUUACGCCAGCAAUUCAUCUAACUCGAGAGUAGAUGAAGCGAAAAAUGAGUCUUCGAGAACGGAAGUCCGUGGUCUGCGGUAGAGGCCGUUCCGGCUUUUGAAAAAUGAUUCAAACAACCAAGCCGCGUUCUGUUCGCUCUGAGCUGAUUGCGCACUCCAAUAUUUCCGAAAACCCGCGGCUGAAAACGGCUGUGGAAUCAGGCUGCUGCGAAAAUUGCUGGAGGAGUUGAAAGCCUCGACUCGUCCCGGUUUAUCGCGACGGAAAUAGAUCACCUAUACGGGCAGGUAACCUAGAUGACUGUUUCCCUUCAAUAUAACAUCCUAAUUCGGAAAGCUUACUGCUUACACUUCGCUAUUGCCAACGAGUGAAAUUAUGCGCAUCGUAAAAUGUAACAUGCGUCGGCGAAGAAAUCGCGAAUCGAAAGAAAGUCGCGAAAUAAUUUAUCGCCGAGUGUUAUUGUGAAAAGAAAAAACGAAACGGAAACACGCCGGCGGAUAUACGAUUAAAUAACGAAAAAUAUAAGCGAUCAUACGCAAUUGAACACAUUAAUGUUGAACGGUUAAAGAGAUACAUAUACAUAUAUGUACAUAUUAGAUAUUAAAAUGUACACAAGGAUACACCAUAUUUUAUAAUAAUAAUAAGAAUAACAAUAAUAAUAGUAAUAAUAAUGAUAAUAAUAAUAACAACAACAACAACAACAACAACAAUAUAUAGAGAUAUAUCUGGAUAAGCGAAUAGGUACCAAUAAAUCCGCGUCUAAAACGGCAUCAAAUGUUUUUUCCAAAGAUGAUUACGCAAACAUUGUGACUAGUUACAUAUCUAUUUUCGUAUGUUAUACGGCCGUAGGUAGCGGCGAUGUAAAUGAAUGUUGAUGAUUGCAUAGAAGAUUUUUGUAUUGGGCACUGUAAU